This is a messenger RNA of Ictalurus punctatus (channel catfish), 1363 nucleotides long. RefSeq lists its product as uncharacterized. The record is from RefSeq and is a predicted model, not a curated record. The transcript is spliced from 2 exons. Bases 72 to 1349 code for a protein of 425 amino acids. NCBI's taxonomy places the organism in Eukaryota, Metazoa, Chordata, Actinopteri, Siluriformes, Ictaluridae.
GCCCAUAGCCCAGUGACGUCAUCACCGUGCGCGGUGUGUUUACACUACAACACACACACACACAUUGAAACAUGGAGAAAGUGGUUGGGUUAACUUUGUUCCUGUGCCUAAUCGGCCGUUUGGUUAAUCAGUUUAUAUCGACCGAGAUCAGACUCAUCAGAAAAAGGAGAUUAAGGAUUAGAGACUUGAUUUUGAAUACACAAAGCAGGUUACGACGCCAAAGACGAAGACAAAGACAGAUCCAGUUGUAUUACCAGUUACGUCGCAGGCCGCCUUCUGUUUGGGUCCAUCAAAGAGCAAACAACUGGUGGACUGUUGUAGUUCCCAACUUUACAGACGAGCAGUGGAGCCAGAAUUUCAGAAUGUCUGAAGAUACAUUCCUGUACCUUUGCCAUAGGCUGCGAACAGCGAUGGAGAAGCGGGACACCAACUUUCGUCUGUGUGUGCCCAUAAAAAAACGAGUAGCCAUAGCACUAUGGAAGCUGACCACCAACAGCGAAUUAAGACUCGUUUCACAUUUGUUUGGCGUCGGCCUUACUACGGUGUGGCGAUGUGUUCGGGAAUUCUGCACAGCUGUUAAUGAAGUGCUGCUGCCAGAACUGAUACCAUUCCCGAACGAUGAUAAGCUUAUGGAAAUGGCCAUGAACUUCGAGCAGAGAUAUGGACUUCCACAGUGUGUUGGGGUUGUCGCUGGAUCACAUAUCCCGAAUGUCCCUACAGAGUACCAUGCAGAGUAUUUUAACCACAUGGGCUGGCAUUCUAUCAUACUGCAAGGAGUUGUGGAUGGAAACGGGCUCUUCUGGCAUGUAUUUGCAGGAAGUCCUGGCAGUAUGCAUGAUGCUACGGUUCUGCAUGUGUCAGGGUUGUGGGAUCUUAUAGGACAAGGACUAUUUCCAAACCAUACAAAAAAUAUAGCUGGUCAUGAAGUUGGCUACUACCUUCUCGGUAACGCUGCAUUUCCACUGCAGAACUGGCUCAUGAAACCAUACUCAGACACUGGGCAGCUGACAGCUGAACAGAGGACAUUCAAUCAGAAAAUCUGCAGAGCAAGUUGUGUGGCUGAAAAGGCGUUCAGUCGACUGAAGGGACGAUGGAGAUGCCUUCUUAAACGCAAUGACAGCCACAUAGACCUUGUGAAAACAAUGGUGCUCACCUGUUGUGUCCUCCACAACUUAUGCGAAACACACGGUGAGCAGUACAGCGAGGAAUGGGACCCUCCUGCUGCAGGAGACCAGAUUUUAGUGGCACUGCCCCCAGAGGAAGAUGCUGAAGGCGCAGCCAUGGGUGUGCGUGAUGCCCUGGUGCAUUAUCUAAACACAGACAAUUGUGCAUCACCAUUGCUUGAGUAAAGCAUAUAAACGAC